AUGAUUUCCAAACUCCUAGUAUCCAAGGCCCGGAAGAUAAUCGAUCUCAACAACGUCCCACUAGUCGCCGGCACCGCUUACGUCAAAUGGCAUCUUCCCUCCUCGACCGAACAGCGCGGCUGCACCCAAAAAUCCCCUAUAGCAGAGCACAAAGUCUUUUGGAACUAUGUGAAAGAUAUAUCCGUACGCCUCACCAUCGACAAGAACAAUAACCUUGCAGAAACCCUUAUCCACUUCGAAGUCGUGCAGGAAUUUAAUAACAUCGCUACAAAAGGGGAACGUAUUACUCUUGGGACACUGAGUUUGAAUCUUGCGGAGUAUGUGGAAGAGAGUGAGAUGGGCGUUGAUGGGGAGGAGGGUGUCGUUAGGAGGUAUUUGAUGCAAGAGAGUAAGAUCAAUAGUACGCUUAAGGUUUCGAUUUUUAUGCGGCAGGUCGAUGGGGAGAAGAACUUCGUCGCGCCACCAUUGAAGACUGCGCCUGUGUUUGGGGGCAUUGCCGGUAUUGUGGCGGGGGAGACGGGAGAACAGGAUGAUUUACGUAGGUGCUCUUCCGUUGCGUCGUUCCCCGAUCUCAGAUCUUGGAUUAUGCAUACUAAUAUUGGAUAUUUCCAUAAUACAGAUAUGCCCGUAAUAAGCAAAUCCCGCGAUCAUGGCGAACUACAAGACAUGUACCGCCGCACACUUGCUGCCUCCUGGUCUACACAAGGGAACGAACUCCGUGCCGACCAAUGUAUAGAGGAUAUAUUCAACGGCGGAGACGGUUGGAAAGACACCUACUCCCCCAACACCACAGACCUGUCUUCCUCCACCCCACGCAUCGCCCAGCAAGAGGAUAGCGGUGACGACAACCAACACCACCACCAACAACAACACGCGAGACGACACCAGCGCUCACAAUCAGGUGCCAGUGCCAGGUCCCAGAAUACGAUUACAAAGAAACCUAGUAUGCCAAGGAUAAGGGGGCAUAAGCAUUCAAGCAGUCACGAGACAUUGGAUAGGCAGGGCGAUACGCAGAGUGCGCAAAUAGAUCACAGUUUGGAGACGGGGUCAGAUAGGGGGACGACCGGGUCGUCUAGGAAAGCCAAGGAGGUUACUGAGUUCGAUGUUAGGGAUGAUUUAGUUGCCUGGCGAUCACCAGCGUUGCGGUGA
Venustampulla echinocandica is the source of this 1149-nucleotide messenger RNA. RefSeq lists its product as uncharacterized. The transcript has 2 exons. Lineage: Eukaryota; Fungi; Ascomycota; Leotiomycetes; Helotiales; Pleuroascaceae. The record is from RefSeq and is a predicted model, not a curated record. Bases 1 to 1149 code for a protein of 382 amino acids.